This is a messenger RNA of Aspergillus mulundensis, 1230 nucleotides long. RefSeq names its product glycosyltransferase family 69 protein. The record is from RefSeq and is a predicted model, not a curated record. The coding region runs from base 1 to 1230 and encodes 409 amino acids. The transcript is spliced from 3 exons. NCBI's taxonomy places the organism in Eukaryota, Fungi, Ascomycota, Eurotiomycetes, Eurotiales, Aspergillaceae.
AUGCAUGCGACAGAAGCAUGCGAGUCCUUGAUCAAUGGACUUUCCUUCCUAGCUGUCCUAGCUGUCUCCGCCGUCCGGCAUGCUUCGCGCUACCACAAGCUCCGCCGUCGUCUUCCCCAACUCUUCCUGCUCAUCUUUGUCCUCUGGAGUACAGCAGAUGUCCUUCUUGUCCACCGACACUUCCAUGAAGAGCAAAUUCACCUAGAUUACAGACCCCCUGAGCGACAGCGAAUAUUCAUCACCAGCGUUUUCUGGGACAAAGAGCGGACCCUCCCAAUUCAGUGGAACAAUGCGGUCGUCGAGUUAGCCAAUGUUUUCGGAGCCGACAACAUAUUUGUCAGUGUGUAUGAGAGCGGGGGCAGUUUUGGUACAAGGGAUACUCUGCGCGAGCUCGAUGGUGCAUUGGAGAGUGUAGGGGUACAGCGAAAAAUCACAAUUGCCGACCCAUCUCCAGACAAUGAAGCGCUGAAGAACCCGUCAGCUGACCGGAAGCACAUCGCUGCCAGUGCGCGACUGCGAAACCUGUCUCUGAAGCCUUUAUAUGACCUUCGAGAUGCUGGCACGUUCUUUGACCGAGUGUUGUUUUUAAAUGACGUCGUCUUUACGAAAGAGGACGUGCUUUCCCUUUUGAAUACCAAUUAUAACACAUACACAGCCGCUUGCUCUUUCGACAUACUGUGUCCUCCGUCCGACUCCGACGCACUAGCCAUCCGAGACGCGGACGGACAUGAGACCGUCAUGCAGAAAUGGCCCUUUUUUCGCUCCUCCAGGUCCAGGGAAGCUAUGAAGUUUAUGCUGCCGGUUCCUGUCAGAAGCUGCUGGGGUGAUAUGGUCUUUAUGGGAACAGAGGAAAUCUAUUCAACUCGGCCGUAUCAGUUUCGGACGGUACCCGAUGGCCUAGCAGAUAGACACGUUGUGGCUUCCGAAUCCUGCCUGAUUCAUGCGGACAAUUAUAUCUCCAAACGAAGGGGUGUUUACCUAAAUCCCUUUGUCCGGGUUGGAGAUAAUGCAGCGGCCAACUCAGCGCCUCGCCCUCAAGGUCACUGGUUGUCAACCUGGGAAAUACUAGAGUCCAUCUGGGAGAACCGACUUCGUCGCUGGUUUAGCUCCCCCUUUUUGAAAGGAUGGUCUUUGCAAAGCCGAAUCGCGGAAUGGAAGAAGGAAGAUGAGAACAAUAAAGAACGCGGUGAUUUCUGCCUCACUUACGAGAUCCAGGCCGCGGGAACAUGA